Messenger RNA from Brienomyrus brachyistius, 5088 nucleotides. It is a transcript of the gene fhip1aa, whose product is annotated as FHF complex subunit HOOK interacting protein 1Aa. NCBI's taxonomy places the organism in Eukaryota, Metazoa, Chordata, Actinopteri, Osteoglossiformes, Mormyridae. The record is from RefSeq and is a predicted model, not a curated record.
UUAAGUGCGGCUUUGGCAGCUCACCUUCUCCUCUCUUGGGCUCAGGUUAGUGACAACGUGUGAUAAAAUAAACAGCUGUAGGAGUAGGAAAAGCCACGCUACGUGAAAAGAAACUGGCGAACUAGAUUUGGUGUGGAUCGUUAGACGCCUAUUGUUUCGGGAACGAUCGUACGCUUCGGCUGGUGAGGAUAUAUAGUACCGGACAGUUUGACACCUUGGAAUAACUAACUCCAACAUUCGAAACCACCUCACUGGAUUGGACUGCACCUCCACUCUCGACAGCAAGGCAGGAAAAGAACGGAGCCUCCCGGCUUAAAGCGUCAUUCUACCCCUCGAUCCGUCCUCUAAGACGCAUCCCCUCCCUACAGGCAUCGGCUCCCGGAAGGAUGGCGUCUGUGAUCGCUUAAGGAAAUACUGCUGUGGUCUGCUGAGGAGCUAUGAUCCUAGAGAGCUGACUGGUGUUGUGACCUCCUCGCCCCAUUGAAGGCGAUCUCCGCCCUGCAGUAUGGUUUAGCCACCGUGCCGCUAGCAUCAUGGCCUCCACCGUCGCCAGUGGCAACCAGGAUGGGCCCCCCGUCCUCAAAGGGGUGGACCCUGAAACCUGCAUGAUCGUCUUUAAGAACCACUGGGCGCAGGUGGUGAAAAUUUUGGAGAAACACGACCCCCUGCGCUGCGGCGGGGGGGCCCUAGGGGGCGCUAGCGGCUCCCGCUUUGGGGCCAUCCCAGGCGACGAGGCCAGCGCCGUGCAGAACUACGUGGAGCACAUGCUCUUCCUGCUGAUGGAGGAGGGCGGCGGGCCGGGCGGCGCCAUGGGCCCCAUCCUGGAGUUUGUGGUGAUGGAGAACGUGAUGGAGCGCCUCUUCGUGUGGAGCCUGCGUCGGGAAUUCACCGACGACAUGAAGCUGGAGCAGCUGCGGAUGUACGAGAUGUUGCUGGGUCGCGCCCGGCAGCCGCUACUCCUCCACAAGCCGGUGCUGCGGCCCCUCAUGAUGCUGCUGAGCGCCUGCUCGGGCCCCGGGGCCGCCACCCCCUCCGUGGAGUCCGAGCUGGUGGUUCUGCUCAGUCAGCUCUGCUCCAUCCUGGCCCGGGAGCCCUCCAUCUUGGAGUUGUUCUUCCACACCAGCGAGGACCAGGGCGCCGCCAACUUCCUCAUCUUCUCCUUGCUCAUCCCCUUCAUUCACCGCGAGGGCGCCGUGGGACAGCAGGCACGGGACUCCCUCCUCUUCAUCAUGGCGCUGUCCGCCGAGAACCAUGUGGUGGCCAACUACAUCGCGGAGAACACCUACUUCUGCCCGGUCCUGGCGACGGGGCUGAGCGGCUUGUACUCCUCUCUGCCCCCCAAGCUGGAGGUCCGUGGUGAGGACUGGCACUGCCUGCAGCGGGAGGACUGGAUCCAGGUGCCCGCCCUGGUCCAGUUCCUUAACUCGCUGGAGUUCUGCAACGCCGUCAUCCAGGUGGCUCACCCCGCCAUUCGAGACCAGCUGGUCAGCUACAUCUACAACGGCUUCCUGGUGCCUGUCCUCGCACCUGCUCUACACAAGUUGACCCUGGAGGAAGUGAUGACUACGACGGCCUACCUGGACCUGUUCCUGCGCAGCGUGUCCGAGCCGGCGCUGUUGCAGACCUUCCUCAGCUUCAUCCUGCUACAUCGGCACGAGAGUGUGCACGUCCUGGACACGCUGGUCAGCCGCAUUAACACACCCUUCCAGCUUGGCACGGUCUCCCUGGCCCUGUUCCGCACUCUGAUUGGCCUUUACUGUGAGGAUGUGAUGUUGCAGCUCAUCCUGAGGUACCUGAUCCCCUGCAGUCACAUGAUGCUGAGUCAGCGCUGCGUGAUAAAGGAGAGGGACUGCUACUCCGUGUCUGCGGCCAAGUUCCUGGCCCUCACGCCUUCAUGCUGUCCCUCUGGAUUCACCACUCCUCCCCUCAGGCAGCAGCUGGACUGCAUCCUGUGGUCAAAGGAUUCACAGACGGAGAGCAUAGAUGAUUCGGACUACAUCACCGUCAUCGGCGCUGAGGUGCCCAUGGACAUCAGCUACUUGCACUACCUGCUGGAUGCCCGCAGCAGGAUCACCAGGUGCGUCAAGGCAUGCCAGGUGUGGUCGGCUCCUUACGACGGGGAGGACCCCCCACCUGACCAAUACCAGCUGAACGUGCUGGACGACGACGGCAAGCCGCGCCGCUCUAGCCACACCCAUGCCCCCCGGCAUACCUCUGAGCUUAGCUCCGCCGGCGACCGGUCCAUCCAGCUGGACCUGGAGUGGGAUGACAGCUAUGACACGGCCCUGUCCCCGACUGACAGCCCAGAACCUCUACCUCCAGUCCCCGCCGAGCCGCCAAAACACAUCCAGGAGAUGAGGAGGAGCGCCAUCAUGCUCAUCAAGGGCUCCUAUGUCGAGGAGUCGGACUUCCAGGACGACGUCAUGGUCUACAACCUUGUUGCGCAGAAGGAUGCACAGGACGUCGUGGAAGUUGGCGUGACAAAGCCCGAGGGGGCCAAUCCAUCUCCGCCAGGCAAUGGGCCCAGCCUCCAGCAGUCGGCUCUCAGCAACGGGCUCACCUCCCCCCAGGAGAGUGACCCGGGGACUCCGUCAGCAAAGCCAGAGGCAGGUAGUGGACAAAUGAGCCAUAGGAACAGUCUAACUGGGCUGGGCCAGCAUGGUGCUGAGGAAGACCUCAUGUCCCAGUACGAGGAUCUCAUCCAGGCUCUGGGUGUGGAGCCGGGAAGCCCUCAGGAAGGGGAACAGGAGGUUCAAAGCCCAUUAUCCCUCAUGGAGGAGGAGGAGGUGGACUUCUCCUCCUUCUCUCCAGACACGCCGGAACAGGAUAAGACGCCCUCUCCCCUGACAUCCAAGGACAGAAGUAGGAGCAGAACUCAGGGAGUGCCGUUCACCGGGCCAUUCGUCAGCGUGCUGCUGUCCCGCCUGGAGCACAUGCUGGAGAACUCGCUCCACAUCAACCUGCUGCUGACAGGCAUCCUGACCCAGCUGGCCGCCUACCCCCAGCCACUGCUCCGCUCCUUCCUGCUCAACACCAACAUGGUGUUCCAGCCCAGUGUGCGCUCCCUAUACCAGGUACUAGCAUCCGUCAAGAACCAGAUUGAACACCUGGCCUCGACUACAAAGAACUUCCAGAACCUGCUCAAGGAGGGGCAACAGUGCCUUCUGGCGCGAGAGAAUGUCCUACGGGGUAGAGAACUUCUGGGGGAAACGAAGGAGAAUGGAUUCGGACUCCAUGAGAGGGGGACCAAUAGGCUGUCAUCGCCCCACCUUAAGGCCCCCCCCCAGGCCACGAAUGCGGCCUUCGCCACGCUGCUUUUCACUGAAUUCCUCAAGGAGCUGGCAGCCGUUGCUCAGGAGCACGGCGUGGGGUCUCUCAUCCUCGAGGAGGAGUAGGCCUUCAGGAGACCGUCCUCCACAGGCUCCACGAGACCCGAACGCCACUCGCAGGUCCUGCGGACCGUCGGUGACACGGACGGCACCGUUCAGCCGCUGCAUCUUCAGCGUGCAACAGGUUCGUCUCGGUGUUGGAGCGUUUUUCACGACAUUGACGUAUUUGUAUCUCACGUCCACGGAGCUACCUGAUGAAGAAGAUACCUCUUUGGUGGAUCUGCCUGCCUUCCAUCUGUUGCGAAAUUUGAAUUUAACUUGAAGUCGGGGUAUUUCCGUUAUUUUCACGGCUAUUCCUCACGUACACACACCCCAGGAUUAGAGCCGAGCCCAAGGGUUAGGGUGUCGCGUGUCGUUUCAGCCCUGUGGCUCCUGGGUGACAGCUGAACGCUCCAUCGCAGACGUCAUAAUUCUGAGGGUCAUGUUCAAGUGCAUUGUGGGAUACAAUAAACCUUAUCGUCAUUGGGUGAAAGAUUGGCAGAUAUAUGGGGAAUAUCUGUAUCUCAGUAAGGUCUUACAUGGGAAGCCGUAUUCAUGUGCCAUAGGGUAGGAAGAAAAUCCUCAAGCGUGACGCCUGUGAUUCAUUCAAAGGAGGACAGGUCAAAUUAAAACGUACGUCGGUCCAUUUGGCACCUAAUGCACCGCGAUCCUUACUAUGGGCCUGGGGAGGGAUGCCCAUGUGGUAAUUUUCAGAAAAGAUUCGCUGCUCGGCUUACGAGGGGUGUUAAGGAGCUCGGCUGCCGAAACUACAGCCGUACCGCGCAACUCGGGAAAGGAGGGGAGACGAACCCGGCGGGUCACUGACCGGCUGCAUGAAAUUGCGGGAGUUGGGUGCUGAAUAGGCCAGGCAGCUUGUGAGACAGACGGGGACAUGAAGAUGACAGAAAGCAUUAUCCUCAUGGAAAAACACCAUUGUUAAGAGUAAGGGUACUCCUGACCGUGCGGAUGAAAGCCAUCUGCAGCAUUUUCCUAUAACCAUUGUACUGCUUUAAUGACUUUUUUCCCCCAGUGAUAUGAAAUGUCUUUGACACGAACCAUUCAAAUAGACAAGCGAAGAUGCUGAAAUGGGUGCUGUUGACGGUAAACACGCGGCAGGUACGUCGGCCCAUCGAAACUCUUUGUGUCGCACACUCCUCUUUCCACGUGCGCUGUCCAGGGUUCAGUAAUUCGGAGCAAGCCUGUCUAGGUGUCAGUCUCUCUUCAGCCUUAUUUUAUUGCUUCUUGCACAUACGAGUUGUAUUUUUUUUUUCCAAUUAUUAGAAGGUAAACUAUGCAAAACAAAUUAGGGUGAAAAAUAUAUUACUACUUCAGAUGGGGGGGGGGGUAUAAUUAAACAAUCGUUUUUAGAAGGCAAUUAGACUGCCAUGUUUUUACCAACAAUGUAUAAAAGCUCUUUUCCUGAUAAGGUUGUUUGGGCUAUAAAUGGUACAGAGUACUGUAUGAAGGUCAGGCACAGUGAACUGGGUCACUGAGGACAUUUAGGCUGCAUGCAUUGUGUUGGUGAGUACAGACACAGCCGUUAUUGUACUGGCCCGUAUCUGAUCAGUCAUGGAGUCUUCCACUAGAAGAGCACACGGCCCAAUACGGUUGCCUUGACUUUCCAAAAUGUAUUUAUUUUUUUUGUUAAAAAACCAGAGUCCUGUUAUAUAAAAUGUCAAAAUUUUGUAUCUUGAUGAUUAAAACUGUGCCCAAAGACAGA